GGACUCGGAAGCCUGCGGCAUAUUCGCAGCCGUCACUGGGGAGAAGGAGCAAGGCGCACAGCAUUCAGCAGCGGUUGCAGCCAGCAGUGCGGCAUACGUGGAGCAGAGGCAGAGAGGCUGCGGCUCAGAGACAGCAUUCUGAGGACUGCCACAAUUGGAUCUCUGAACUUUUAUGAAGCGCAAGCGACUCACCAGACUGGACACGUGAUAAUUAGAGAGGCACUGGUCGAAUGCUGGUGCACGGCGAAAGAGUGAUAUCACAGCAGCACCAGGGGCAGCCUCAGCCUCCUGCACAGAUGCAUGGCGGAGAGCUGUCCGGGAUGAAUGGAAUGAGUAACGGUGACGGCAUGAUGCAGAGCGAAGUUGAGUCACGCAAGCUGGUGAUUCUGGGGCUGCCCUGGGACACCACAGAGGCUUCCUUGGAACAGCAUUUCUCGCAGUUCGGUCCGCUUCAGGAAGUGGUGAUCAUGAAGGACCGUACCACAGGGAAGUCCAGGGGAUUUGGCUUUGUCACCUUCUUUCGGGCAAUGGAUGCAUCCUGCGCAGCGAGCCAGGAGCAUGUGGUUGAUGGCAGGCGGUGUGAGGCCAAGUAUGCCUUGCCGCGGGGAGGCGGCCCGGCGCCAAGGACAACCAGAAUAUUCGUUGCAAGGAUACCGUUGUCUGUCAACGAUGCGCAGUUCCGGCAGUACUUUGAGCAGUACGGCUCUGUGCAGGAUGCGUACAUGCCCAAGGAUGCCACAAAGCAGUCGCACCGAGGCAUUGGCUUCGUCACAUUUGCCAAUGCAGACUCCGUGGAGGCAGUGAUGUCCUCGCCCCACAGCAUGAAUGGGCAGGAGCUGGCCAUUGACAGGGCAACUCCCAAGGACAAGCCCUCCGACUCGGCCGGGAACGAUUUCAACCCGUAUCAGGCCGUGGCGAACGGCAACGGCAGGACGACCGCGUACAGCAGCGGCGGCGGCAGCAGCAGCGUGGUGGCGGCGUUUGAGGGUGCCAACGGUGGGCAGGCGGCCAACAGCGGUGGGUCCGGCUCCGGGGAGCUCUUCCAGCCCAUGCGCGGCGACGGCGCCUCCAUCGACACGCGCUCUGGGCCCCGCAUCUUUGUGGGCAAGCUGAACAAGGAGACAACAGAGAAUGACGUGAAGGAGUACUUCACCAGGUUCGGUUAUGUGAUGGAUGUGUAUCUGCCGCGCGACAAGGUCAACCGCUCGGAGCACCGCGGCUUUGGCUUUGUGACCUUUGAGACGGAUGGUGCAGUGCUGCGCAUCCACGCCCACGGCCAGCACCAGAUCAAGGGGUCAGUGGUGGCGAUAGACAGCGCGGUGCCGCGGCGCGAGGAGGGAACGCGCACGGACGAUGACGUGUCCACCUCCAGCAUGCAAGUGAUGGACCUGGGUGGUGAUGAUCUGAGUCUGGGCCCUGCACGCAACCACCCUCAGGAGCGCAUGCGCCAUGGCUACAAGCCUUACUGAGCCCCUCUCAACCUGCAGUUGCACUCUGUGUGUAGCUGGCAAUGCCAGCACCAAGACACGGCUGAGGUCAUCUGACGGCCAUCUGCGUGGGCACAAGCCCGCUGGCAACUGCACGAGAGGUUGGGAGAGCAGAGGGCAACCUCGUGAAGCACUAGGAUGUUCUCCCCAGGAUUCCAACAGGGAUGCCAGCAGGGGAUCAAGACUCCAUGCGGGCUUUCUGCUGUACCACUAUGCUUGGGUGUUUGAGGGACGACAUCGGGGGCGAGGUACUGCGACUGGCAAGCUGUGAGUUCUGGGCAGUGAGAUGCAAGCAAGACUGGACGAGUGGGGAG
Coccomyxa subellipsoidea C-169 is the source of this 1801-nucleotide messenger RNA. RefSeq names its product RNA-binding domain-containing protein. Bases 231 to 1469 code for a protein of 412 amino acids. Gene Ontology annotation, molecular function: RNA binding. NCBI's taxonomy places the organism in Eukaryota, Viridiplantae, Chlorophyta, Trebouxiophyceae, Coccomyxaceae. The transcript has 11 exons. The record is from RefSeq and is a predicted model, not a curated record.